AUGGGUUUGGAAUAUCAAAAGAUACAUGCAUGCCCAAAUGAUUGUGUUUUAUACAGAGACGAGUUUGCUUCACUGAAGGCGUGUCCAACAUGUGGUUUAUCGCGGUUUAAAAAGAAAAUUGAUGGAAAUAGUGGCGAUGAAGACAAAGAUGGUCCACCUGCUAAGGUGAUGUGGUACCUUCCUAUAAUUCCUAGAUUCAAACGACUAUUUUUCAUUAAAGAAGAUGCAAAAAACCUGAAAUGGCACAUUGAUGGAAGAAAGUGUGAUAAUCUUCUUCGACACCCAGCUGAUUCUCCACAAUGGAAGAAGAUUGAUGAAACAUUUCCAAAAUUUGGUGCUGAGCCAAGAAACUUAAGACUUGGACUUGCUAUAGAUGGUAUGAAUCCUUAUGGGAACUUAAGUAGCAAACAUAGUUCAUGGCCAGUUUUGCUGAUGAUUUACAAUUUAUCUCCUUUGUUGUGCAUGAAGAGGAAAUAUAUGAUGUUGUCUAUGAUGAUAUCGGGUCCUAGACAACCUGGAAAUGACAUUGAUGUGUACCUAAAGUCGUUGAUCGAUGAUUUGAAACUAUUAUGGGAAGAAGGUGUCGAUGUGUAUGAUUCAUAUUCUCAAGAAUUGUUUUGUUUGCGUGCAAUGUUGUUUUGCACCAUAAAUGAUUUUCCAGCAUAUGGAAACUUGAGCGGUUACAGUGUUAAAGGAAAGACUAAAGAUGGAGUUAAAGCACGACAAGAUUUGGCUGAAAUGGGCAUCCGUUCUGAGUUACAUGCACAAUCAAUUGGAAGACGAACCUACCUGCCUCUAGCUUGUCACACUCUUUCUAGAAAAGAGAAGCAAAUUUUUUGUGAGUGUUUAAGAAGUGUGAAGGUUCCGCAAGGUUACUCUUCAAAUAUUAGUAGCCUUGUUUCUAUGCAAGAUUUAAAGUUAGUCGGUUUAAAGUCUCACGAUUGUCAUGUGUUGAUGCAACAACUUUUACCAGUAGCUUUUCGAGCCAUCUUACCUACUUCUGUCAGAGGUAUUCUAACACGUUUGUGUAUGUUCUUCAAUGCCAUAUGCAAGAAAGUUAUUAACCCUCGAGUGUUAGACGAUUUGGAAAAUGAGGCCAUUAGACUAUUGUGUCAAUUGGAAAUGUAUUUUCCACCUUCAUUUUUCGAUAUCAUGGUUCAUUUGAUAGUUCAUCUUGUGAGGGAAAUUCGAUUAUGUGGGCCAGUUUUCUUGAGAUGGAUGUACCCAGUGGAAAGAUACAUGAAGAUCUUAAAGGGAUAUGUCAAGAAUCAGUAUCGACCAGAAGCUUCUAUUAUAGAGCGGUACAUUGCAGAAGAAGCCAUUGAAUUCUGCUCAAGUUAUAUGCCAAGUUGUGAACCAAUUGGAGUUCCUAAGACUAGACAUGAAGGUAAAUAUGAAGGUAAGGGUGUGCGUGGAGUGAAGAUUCAAAGUGUUAGUAGAAAAUUAGUUGAUCAAGCCCAUUUGUACAUCUUAAACAACACUGUAGAGGUCAUUCCUUACAUAACGCAACACAUUGAUGAAACGAAAUCAGCACAUCCACGAAUGAGUGAAAAAUGGGCACUUAAUGAACAUAACAAAACAUUCUUAUCAUGGUUUAAGAAAAAGGUUUAUGCGACUCCAAAUGUUUCUGAAACUCUAUUAAGGCUAGCUCGUGGACCGAACAAUGAUGUCAUUACAUAUGGCGGGUACUACAUAAACAAUCAUUGUUUCUAUUCAAAGAUGGAAGAUGACAAAAGUAGACUUCAAAAUAGUGGGGUUACACUUCAAGCUGAAUCUGUACAUUUUGCCAGUUCUAAGGACAAGAAUCCAAUUACAGCAUCCAUGAGUUACUUUGGAAUAAUACACGAAAUAUGGGAAGUUGAUUAUAUGACUUUUAGAGUGCCAGUUUUCAAGUGUAAAUGGGUUGAUAGUAAUUCGGGUGUUAGCACAGAUGACUUUGGCUUUACUUUGGUGGAUCUUAACAAGAUGAGUGAUACAAAUGAACCAUUUAUUAUGGCUAGUCAAGCAAGACAAAUUUUUUAUGUUAUUGAUCCAGCCAAUCAGAAAUUGUCAGUUGUAUUAGAAGGAAGAAACAUGCACGUAAAUGAUGAUGAAGAUUGUCUAGACAUACUUGAGACAACGUCUUUCUCAUCAAGAACCAUUCAAGACAAAGUUGAUGAUGUAACUGAUGACAUCCAUGCUAUUCGAAGUGAUCACAAUGAAGGUAUGACAAGCUCCGGAUCAGACCAGGAGGGACCUAGUAGAUCUGUGACUCGGUUGCCGGAUGUCACAAACCGAUGA
Messenger RNA from Vigna unguiculata (cowpea), 2280 nucleotides. RefSeq lists its product as uncharacterized. NCBI's taxonomy places the organism in Eukaryota, Viridiplantae, Streptophyta, Magnoliopsida, Fabales, Fabaceae. The record is from RefSeq and is a predicted model, not a curated record.